Molecule: messenger RNA, 1473 nt
Organism: Budorcas taxicolor (takin)
Lineage: Eukaryota; Metazoa; Chordata; Mammalia; Artiodactyla; Bovidae
Product: cytochrome P450 2C31
Exons: 9
Coding region: 1-1473 (490 amino acids)
Biological process (GO): xenobiotic metabolic process
Cellular component (GO): cytoplasm; intracellular membrane-bounded organelle
Molecular function (GO): oxidoreductase activity, acting on paired donors, with incorporation or reduction of molecular oxygen, reduced flavin or flavoprotein as one donor, and incorporation of one atom of oxygen; heme binding; iron ion binding
Source: RefSeq, a predicted model, not a curated record
AUGGGUCUCUUUGUAGUUCUGGUGAUCUGUCUUUCUAUUUUGAUUUUCCUUUUUCUCUGGAAUCAGAGGCAUGCCAAAGGGAAGCUGCCACCUGGGCCCACUCCUCUCCCAGUUGUUGGAAAUAUUCUCCAGAUAAAUAUUAAGAAUGUCAGCAAAUCCAUAAGCAAGCUAGCAGAAGAUUAUGGUCCUGUGUUCACUCUGUAUUUUGGCAUGAAGCCCACUGUGGUGUUGCAUGGAUAUGAAGCAGUGAAGCAAGUCCUGAUUGAUCAGAGUGAGGAAUUUUCUGGCAGAGGUAGUUUACCAGUGGCAGACAACAUCAACCAGGGAUUAGGAAUUGUUUUCAGCAAUGGAGAAAUAUGGAAGCAAACUCGACGUUUCUCCCUCAUGGUUUUGAGGAAUAUGGGGAUGGGGAAGAGGACUAUUGAACACAGAAUUCAAGAGGAAGCCUUGUGUUUGGUGGAAGCAUUAAAAAAAACCAAUGGAUCUCCUUGUGAUCCUACUUUACUUCUGAGCUGUGCUCCCUGCAAUGUGAUAUGCUCCAUUGUUUUCCGGAAUCGUUUUGAGUACAGUGAUGAGAAAUUGCUAACCUUGAUAAAAUAUUUUAAUGAAAAUGCAAUGCUUGUAAGCACCCCCUGGAUAGAGCUCUUCAAUGCUUUCCCCUCUUUACUGCGUCAUUUCCCAGGAAGUCAUAAUACAAUAUUUAAAAACAUGACUGAGCAAAGGAAGUUUAUUUUGGAGGAAAUAAAGAAACACCAAGAAUCCCUGGACCUCAAUAACCCUCAAGAUUUUAUUGAUUACUUUCUGAUUAAAAUGGAAAAGGAAAAACACAAUAAACAUCCUGAAUUUACCAUGGACAACUUGAUCACCACUGUAUGGGAUGUAUUUAGUGCUGGAACAGAGACAACAAGCCUCACUCUGAGAUAUGGGCUCCUGCUCCUGCUGAAGCACCCAGAAGUCACAGCUAAAGUUCAGGAAGAAAUUGACCGUGUGGUUGGCAGAAACCGAAGCCCCUGCAUGCAGGACAGGAGCCGCAUGCCCUACACGGAUGCUGUGGUGCAUGAGAUCCAGAGAUACAUUGACCUUGUCCCCAGCAAUCUGCCCCAUGUAGCAACUCAGGAUGUUAAGUUCAGAGAAUACCUCAUUCCCAAGGGCACAGCCAUAUUAACAUCUCUGACUUCUGUCCUGCACGAUGGUAAGGAGUUUCCCAACCCAGGGCAGUUUGAUCCUGCUCACUUCCUGGAUGAAAGUGGAAACUUUAAGAAGACUGACCACUUCAUGGCUUUUUCAGCAGGAAAAAGAGUUUGUGUUGGAGAAGGCCUGGCCCGCAUGGAGCUGUUUUUACUCCUGGUCAGCAUUUUACAGCAUUUUACCUUGAAACCUGUGGUUGAUCCAAAGCACAUUGAUAUUGCACCACGUUUCAAAGGGAUGAUCUCUAUUCCACCCUUCUGUGAGAUGUGUUUCAUUCCAGUCUGA